UCCCUUCUAUUUAGAAACGAAGCGUUUUGAUCGAAGAAGGUAUCAUCUUCUUCGUCUUCCAUCUCGUUAGGUUUUGCAGAGUUUCGCGUUCCCUUAGCAGCUCCAAUCAACGCAUUUCUUUGUUCAAUAUUUCAAUCUUUCAAGCGAAACGGCACGAUACAAAUAAUCGCAAUUGCGAAAUCGAAGCUCAAUUUAUCGAUCAUAUCGUGAGACGCUGCACGACAUUUUGGUUCUUUUGCUUUUCCGAACUCCCAUUGAUGGCAAGGGCAAGGGACAGAACCGAGGAUUUCAAAGAUGCAUUACGCCAGAGUGCUCGCUCUUUGGGGUACGAUGAGGCUAAAUUGGCGUCCAUUAUGGCAUCUUUCAUUAUUCAUAAACCUCGGCAAAGGUCACCAUUUUCCAAAGCUGCAUUGAAGACGCUCGAGAGUAUUGGCGAAUUGGAACAGUUUUUGUUGAAGCAUAGAAAGGAUUAUACGGAUCUGCACCGCACAACUGAAAAGGAGAGAGAUAGCAUUGAGCAUGAAGUUAGUGCUUUCAUUAAAACUUGCCAGGAACAAAUUGAUGUUCUUAAGAAUAAUAUAUAUCGUGGAGAGGAAAAUCCAAAAGGUUGGCUUGGCAUUGCAGCUGCUAAGUCUAAUGCCGACACCAUUGCCCACAAACAUGGGGUGGUUCUAAUUUUAAGUGAGAAACUCCAUGCAGUUACGGCACAGUUUGAUCAGCUCAGAGCUGUGCGCUUCCAGGAUGCUAUUAAUAGAGCAAUACCUCGAAGAAAACUUAAUCGUGUGACCAUGAAUGACACUGCAGAAACCUCUAAAUCAGGUGAUGUGGAGUUCAGAGAACCUGAUGAGCUACGCAGUGAGCCUCUAAGAGUUCAACAACAAAUUUUGGAUGACGAAACACGUGCCCUUCAGGUGGAGUUGACUAGUCUUCUAGAUACUGUUCAAGAAACCGAAACAAAGAUGGUGGAAAUGUCUGCAUUAAAUCACCUCAUGUCUACACAUGUUUUGCAACAAGCUCAGCAAAUUGAGCAUCUGUAUGAGCAGGCUGUCGAAGCUACUAAGAAUGUUGAGCUAGGUAACAAAGAACUCUCACAAGCCAUUCAGAGGAAUAGCAGCAGCAGGACGUUCCUUAUAUUAUUUUUAUUUGUGUUAACUUUUUCGCUCCUCUUCCUUGAUUGGUACAACUAAAAUACCUCUGGUUUGCUGCUAUCACAGUGUAUUUUCUUUUAGCACCCUCUCUAAUUUUUUUGAGAGUGAAUCCUCUCAUGUGAAAAAGUGGUCAUGUGGUCAUGUUAUUUAAUCAUAACCACUCAUUUAAAAAUUAUACAUUUUUCUCUCUCUUAUCUCAUCAUCAAUGAGUGGUUGUGAUCAAGUAACAUGACCACAUGAUCAUUUUUUCACAUGAGAGAAUCCACCCUCAAUUCUUUUUCCCUAUUACUGUUGAUAUAUGUGCUUUUCCACUAGGAAGGCAUCCUUUUCUACAUGCGAUAACAAUAUUUACUCGAGAGGGAGAAAUGUGGAUACAGCAAAUGAUUUGACUAAUCAGUUUAUGAAGAGAAUGAU
Molecule: messenger RNA, 1562 nt
Organism: Gastrolobium bilobum
Lineage: Eukaryota; Viridiplantae; Streptophyta; Magnoliopsida; Fabales; Fabaceae
Product: syntaxin-81
Exons: 7
Coding region: 258-1187 (309 amino acids)
Biological process (GO): retrograde vesicle-mediated transport, Golgi to endoplasmic reticulum
Cellular component (GO): SNARE complex; endoplasmic reticulum; membrane
Source: RefSeq, a predicted model, not a curated record